AUGCCGGUGCUGGCCCGUCUUGACUCCGCCUGCUGCUCCCCGGCGCAGAUGUCUUGCGACGGCGACGACGUCAGCAGGAGCAGCGCCGGCGUUGCGACCCCCGCCGCCUCCACCGCCGCUGGCCGUGGCGCCGCCGCCGCCGCCGCCGAUGAUGAUGGUGGUGGUGACGUGUCGGGCCAGCAGCAGGAGCAGCAGCAGCAGAUGCCACCGCCGUCGCCGCACGCGACCGUCGCCCUCCGAAUUGGCGAGGCAGCGGCGGCGGCAGCGGCGGCGGCAGGCGGUAGCGUGGCGUCGCCGACGAGGCCACCGGCGACUCCUACCUCCGGCGCCCGCAGGCACAGCAGCGGCGCCCCCGGUAGCCGUAUCAAGGCCGCGGCGAACGGCUGCAAGAGUAGGAGCAGCCUCGGCGCCGGUGACACCGCUAGCGGCGGCUCUGUUGGUACGUCUGGCCUCCGCCGGCCCUCGUCGUUUUAUUCUCCGAGCGGCGGCGGCGGCGGCGGCGAUACCGCUAACGGUAGUAAUGGCACUGCCGCCUCUGUUGGCACGUCUGGUCUGCGUAAGCCUUCGUCGUUUUAUUCCCCCAACGGCGUCGACGGCGGCGGCGGCGACACCGCUUACAGCAGUAGUAACGGCACUGCCGCCUCUGUUGGCACGUCUGGUCUGCGUAAGCCUUCGUCGUUUUAUUCCCCCAACGGCGGCGGCGGCGGCGGUGGCCACGGCGGCGGCCGUGGCAAUGACGGCGCCAGCAGCGGUAGCGGUACUGCUGUUGGAGGGACGUCUUCCGGUCUCCGCCGGCCCUCGUCCUUCUACUCCCCCAGGGGAAAGCCGUCGCGCUCCAGGGCGACCUCGAUCGGAUCGACGGCGGCGGAAACCCCAACGGCAACGCCAACAUCAACGCCAACCGCAACAACGACAUCGAUGCCACGACCAUCGACUCAGUCGGCAGCGGUAGCGACUCAGAGGGCGGCGGCAGCAGCAGGAGCAUACACUACCCCCGCGACACCAUCCCCGUCUCCCCUCUAUCGGGUCCGCGACAUCGAGUCGACCCCCACCAUCACGGCAAAUCCCCCCACGACGGCGCGCUCGCCCUCGUUCGACGGCGGCUCCACCGCCGCGGCAGCAGGGGCAGGGGCGGGGGCGGGGGGGGUGGCGUAUCGCUCCGCCUGGUCGCCAACCUCGUCCAUCUCGUCGUCGACCACCAUCACUACCCCGAGGUCGGGGAUCAUGAGCACCCCGCGGUCGUUCGGCGGCCUCGGCAGCAGCAGCAGCAGCAGCAGGCCUUACGCUCCGCCGCCGUACGGCAGCAACGGCGGCGGAAUCGGAACCGGAACCGGAACCGGAACCGGAACCGGAACCGGAACCGGAACCGGAACCGGAACCGGAACCACGGUGGCCGCCGACCACGAAGGCAGGAUCACGGUGGCUUGCCGCGUAAAACCCCGGCAGCGACGGCCAUCAGGCGGAGACGGCGGCGGCGGCGGCGGCGGCAACGAGGGGGGGCGAGGCCUCGGACCGGCAUCCUCGCCCUCUCCUUCGUCCCCGUCUUCCUGUUCUCGUUCUUCCUCGAGCUACUCGGCUUCGCCGGCGUGCGCGUCGGUUGGUCCGGACGAGAGGACGGUUGCGUGGGCCGGGGAGAGGGCUGACGGCGUCGGAGCGAAGCACUUCACGUUCGACUACGCCGCGGGGGAAGGGGUGGGCCAGGAGGAGCUGUUCGAGAAGAUCGGCCGGCCUGUCACCAACGCCUGCCUGGAGGGUUUCAACGGCACCAUCUUCUGCUACGGGCAGACGGGCUCCGGAAAAACCUUCACGACCUUCGGUCCCCCCGACGACGUCGUCAAUGGCGUCGACGGCGGCGGCGGCGACGGUAGCAGCAGAAGCAGAAGCGGAAGCCCCGGCGAGAGGGGGCUACGCGAAUCAUCCGAGUCUAUAUCCCCGGUGGGGGAGGAGAUCGACAGGAGUAGUAGUAGGACGUCCCCGGGAGGGGAUAGAAACGGAGCUUCCCCGGGAGGGGAAAGAAACGGAGCGUCGCCGGGAGGGGAAAGAAACGGAGCGUCGACGGGAGGGGAAAUAAACGGAGCGUCCCCGGGAGGGGAAGGGGAUGGGCCGUCCCCCGAGGGCAAGACGGCGAAGAGGAAAAAGAAGCAGCAGCAGCAGCAGCGGGUGGUGGCGGAGGCGGAAGGGGCGCGCGCUCUGGCGACGGGGGAAAACCGGGGUUUGGUUCCCAGGGUGCUGGAGUACCUUUUCGAUCAGUUUUCGGCUUCGGACGCGGGGCCUCCCUCCUCGCAGCAGCCGGGCGGUGAGGGAUCGAGUCCUCCCGCGCCUUCGGAGAUCCACGUCUGUCGGUGCUCCUUCUACGAGAUCUACAACGAACAGGUUUACGACCUGACUGUGCCGGAUGAGGACAGAGUGCCUCUCAACGUUAGGGAGGCCGCCGACAAGGGUAUAUUCCUGGAAGGCUUGUCAGAGGCAGAGGUGCCCUACCGCGACUCGAAGCUGACCCGUUUGAUGGCGCAUUCGCUGGGAGGCAACAGCAAGACAGUGCUCGUUGCGACGGUCUCGGCAGGGGUGCCGAAUGCGGGGGAGACGCUGUCCACGCUCAAGGGCCAUUUCCUAUCCGAGGUGAAGUCUCAGCUGCGGGAGGCGGACACGCUUCAGACGCGGCUCUCCAUGGAGGUGGUCUCGCUUCGACAGGAAGCGCGACAGCACAGGGAUACCGCCCUUGAGGCGACGGAGCUGCUAAGCGAGCGGCAGGCCAAGCUCGAAGAGCUGCAGCGGGCCUUGGAAGUGAAAGAGCACGAGCUCGCCAAGGUUGUCGCCGCCUCUCCUCGGAGGAAACGGGGGCCCCGCUGGUCGAAUCCGGGGACUCAAGGCCCGGGGCCGACCGGGUCAUCGUCAGCGACGCCGGGGGAUGAUGGCGACGACGACAACGACAACGACCAACACGAUAACGAUGCUGCCGAAGGCGGCGGCGUCGGCGGCGGCGGCGGGAAGAGAGACGUGAGGCUGAGGACGAAGCGGAAGACGCUGGGCGCCGCCGUCGCCGCGGCCAGGCGGAGGAACAACCGGCGCCGACGGUCCACGGGAGACGUGCUCGCAGACUGCGUUACCCCGGGUGGUUUUGACCUGGAAGGACCCUGGAGCGGAUAG
This is a messenger RNA of Ectocarpus siliculosus, 3147 nucleotides long. The record is from the annotation of a GenBank genome assembly. Lineage: Eukaryota; Phaeophyceae; Ectocarpales; Ectocarpaceae.